AUGGUUCGCUCGGGUUCGUCUAAGAACCCAACAAUUAUUGUCAAAGAAGCUAGAGAUUUUUUGGAACAAUACCAGCAGGUCAACGGUGUUCAAAGUCCAACUGCUUCAAUUUUCGCGUCUUGGAAGCCUCCUAGAGAUGAUCUACUGAAGGAGGUUAAUUUACGCGUCUUGUGGAAGGGCAUGCGGUGGAAGUUGAAUGAGGAAGCAUUGAGCAUGGAAAUCAUAGCCUUGCAUGAAGCAGAGAGGUUUGCUCGACUUCAAGAGAUAGAGUCUAUUGUUUUAGAAGGGGAUUCUAUCCAAUUUUUGAAAUCUAUUAUGACUAUAGAUUCUGAUGAACAUGCGGAAUCCAGAGAUCCAGAGCUGCAAACCUGGAUAGGGUGCGGCUUGCAUUCAAAAGCUUCAGAGAUAACUAUGGUUCGGAGAAAUGAUAAUAGAGUGAGGUUUCUUGAGGUUCAAUUAUAUGGUGAGAGUGUGCUCUAG
This is a messenger RNA of Ilex paraguariensis (yerba mate), 480 nucleotides long. The record is from the annotation of a GenBank genome assembly. Lineage: Eukaryota; Viridiplantae; Streptophyta; Magnoliopsida; Aquifoliales; Aquifoliaceae.